Geodia barretti is the source of this 327-nucleotide messenger RNA. Lineage: Eukaryota; Metazoa; Porifera; Demospongiae; Tetractinellida; Geodiidae. The record is from the annotation of a GenBank genome assembly.
AUGUCUCGUGAGUGGAGUAACGGAAUCUUCGGGUGCUUCAACGACUGCUCCACCUGCAUCAUCGCCUGGUUCUGCCCCUGCUACGUCUUCGGCAAGAACGCAGAGGCCGUCGGUGACAGCUGCGUCUUGUGCGCCCUCUCCCAGUUCAUCCCCCUGCUGGACCUGUGGGCCCGUGUCUCCGUCCGAGGAAAGAUCCGUGAGCAGAAGGGCAUCGAGGGCUCGUGUUUCAAGGAUCUCAUCUGCCACUGGUGUUGCGGUAUAUGCGCCAUCGUGCAAGAGGCUCAAGAAAUCAAGGCUCCUGGCGGCCAGGGAAUGGCCCGCGAAUGA